Aethalodelphis obliquidens (Pacific white-sided dolphin) is the source of this 986-nucleotide messenger RNA. It is a transcript of the gene IFITM10, whose product is annotated as interferon induced transmembrane protein 10. Lineage: Eukaryota; Metazoa; Chordata; Mammalia; Artiodactyla; Delphinidae. Gene Ontology annotation, cellular component: plasma membrane. The record is from RefSeq and is a predicted model, not a curated record. The coding region runs from base 1 to 681 and encodes 226 amino acids. The transcript has 3 exons.
AUGCGCGCGGGUUCGGAGCCCCAGCGGCCGCCGUGUUCAUCCUCGGGGGAUCGUGUCGGGGCCUGUGUCGCGGUGUGUGCCCAGGGCUCCAGCCAGUGCCCAGCCCCGCUGGGAGCCCCGGCCAGCACCACGGACGGCACCCAGGAAGCCCGAGUUCCCCUGGACGGGGCCUUCUGGAUCCCGAGGCCCCCGGCGGGUUCGCCCAAGGGCUGCUUCGCCUGCGUGUCCAAGCCCCCCGCCCUGCAGGCUCCAGUGGCCCCCGGGCCUGAGCCCUCAGCCUCACCCCCCAUGGCACCCACCCUGUUCCCCAUGGAGUCUAAGAGCAGCAGGACAGACAGCGUGCGGGCCACCAGCGCCCCCCAGGCCUGCAAGCACCUAGCAGAGAAGAAGACCAUGACGAACCCCACGGCAGUCAUCGAGGUCUAUCCCGACACCGCGGAGGUGAACGACUACUACCUGUGGUCCAUCUUCAACUUCGUCUACCUCAACUUCUGCUGCCUGGGUUUCAUCGCCCUGGCCUACUCCCUCAAAGUUCGGGACAAGAAACUUCUCAACGACCUGAACGGGGCAGUGGAGGACGCCAAGACUGCUCGGCUGUUCAACAUCACCAGCUCUGCCCUGGCGGCCUCCUGCAUCAUCCUCGUCUUCAUCUUCCUGCGGUACCCGCUCACCGACUACUGAGGCCCCGACAGGCACCGCCAGCCUGGAGAUGAAGCUCUGAGAUGGGUUCAUUUCGUGGCUGAGGAAAGCCGGAUGCCCUGCGGUGGGGGCGGAGCCGGAGCCCCCCUGCAGCUGGGAACCCGGCAGCGAGGCAGGGGGACAGUGAGUUCCGUGCCAGCCCACCCUCUCUGCCUCCCGGCCCUCCUCCUGUUUCGGGGGGGCCCGUGGGUUUCUUCCUGUGCUGCUGCACCUUGGCUUCCAGUGGCUGCCCUCCCUGCCUGCCUGUGCCCCCGCCCAGGCUCCUGGGGCCCCUCAGACCUGACACC